AUGCAAACCUUGCUCAGUCAUGGAGAAUCCUUCACCUGUAGCGGACCACAUUACGACAGAGUGAAAGAAUUGCAGGAAUUCGACAAGACCAAGGCUGGAGUCAAAGGCCUCGUGGACUCUGGUGUGACCAAGAUCCCUAGGAUCUUCGUCCACCCGCCCGAGAACUUGCACGGUUUGUCAUCCGACGCGAACCGGACCGGCCUCCAGAUAAUCAAUCACGGGAUUCCGCUUGAUGUGAUAGACAACAUGUUGGACGGUGUGAAGAAGUUUCAUGAGCAACAAGUGGAAGUGAAGAAAGAGCUGUACUCUAGAGAUCGUACAAAGAGAGUGAGGUACUUUUGCUGGGGAAACUUGUUCCUGAUGUAG
Syzygium oleosum is the source of this 366-nucleotide messenger RNA. Its product is annotated as deacetoxyvindoline 4-hydroxylase-like. The coding region runs from base 1 to 366 and encodes 121 amino acids. The record is from RefSeq and is a predicted model, not a curated record. The transcript has 2 exons. Lineage: Eukaryota; Viridiplantae; Streptophyta; Magnoliopsida; Myrtales; Myrtaceae.